CGCAGAGCCCAGAGCUCCAGCUCCAAGGCAAACAAAAGGAACUGCCAGGGCUCCUAUGGUGGGGGCUAGCACCUUCAUACCGGGGCUGAACCCUCAGCAUCCUCACUAUCUCCCGGGGUACUCUGGACACUGCCCACUACUUCGGUUCAGCAUGGGCCAGACCUAUGGGCAGGCUACAGGGCAGCUACUCCAAGGUGCCCCAGGCCUGGCCUGGCCCCCUGCCCGCCGCACACUUCUGCCUCCCAUUCGGCCACCAAAAUCUCCUGAGACUCCCAAAGGCAGCCUGCCUGUCAGGCGUGGUCACGAAAGGCUCAGCUCCAGCCUGGUCCCAGGAUACACAGGUUUCAUACCACAGGCACAGUUCAUCUUUGCUAAGAACUGCAGCCAGGCCUGGGCUGAGGCUCUGAGUGAUUUCAAUCAGAGGUCCACGAGACGGGGAAAACAAGGACGGCUGAAGGAGGCCAAGGGAGAAAAAGACUCGGAGCAAGACCAAGAACCAAAGCUGGAGGUGGAGAAGGACCCAGAACUGGGGCAGAAGUUAGAACAAGCUUCUCCCUAUUCCAUGGAUGACAAAGAUCCUCAAAAAUUCUUCAUGUCAGGCUUCACUGGCUACGUGCCUCGUUCGCGUUUCCUCUUCGGCUCCAGCUUCCCAGUGCUUACCAACCUGGCACUGCAGGAGUUCAGGCAGAUGCAUAUGCAUGGAAGCACCAAGGGUGUCACAUGCCCCCCAAUGUCCAGGAUCUACCCUCAAAACCUGGGCCUUUUACCUCACUAUGGAGGCUAUGUGCCAGGGUACAAGUUCCAGUUCGGCCGCACCUAUGGGCACUUCACCCAGGAUGCCCUGGGUCUCAGCACCAUAGAGAAACAGCUCCUGGCAUAGGCACCUACACUCUCCUUUGCAUCUAUCUCCAUAUCCUCUUGAAGGGAAGAGAGGUAGGCGGAGGGUGAGGGGACAGCCAAAGAGAAACUGGUCUGGAGGCCAAGCACCUUUUUUAUUAAUAGGUAUAAUAAAUAAAUAAAUAAGUACAUAAACAGAA
Molecule: messenger RNA, 1037 nt
Organism: Suncus etruscus (white-toothed pygmy shrew)
Lineage: Eukaryota; Metazoa; Chordata; Mammalia; Eulipotyphla; Soricidae
Gene: CIMIP2B
Product: family with sequence similarity 166 member B
Exons: 6
Coding region: 56-880 (274 amino acids)
Source: RefSeq, a predicted model, not a curated record